Messenger RNA from Candoia aspera, 942 nucleotides. RefSeq names its product olfactory receptor 5AP2-like. Gene Ontology annotation, cellular component: membrane. Bases 13 to 942 code for a protein of 309 amino acids. Gene Ontology annotation, molecular function: olfactory receptor activity; odorant binding; G protein-coupled receptor activity. The record is from RefSeq and is a predicted model, not a curated record. The transcript has a single exon. Gene Ontology annotation, biological process: sensory perception of smell; G protein-coupled receptor signaling pathway. Lineage: Eukaryota; Metazoa; Chordata; Lepidosauria; Squamata; Candoiidae.
UACAAAGAAGAAAUGUCUGUGUGGAAUCACACAAGUGUCACCAAGUUCACUCUCCUGGGCAUCACAGAUCAGAAGGAGCUACAGCUGCCCCUCUUUGUGUUGUUUCUACUGAUCUACAUUAUCACCUUGGUGGGGAAUCUAGGAAUGAUCUUGUUAAUCAAGACAGAUUCUCGGCUCCACCUUCCUAUGUACUUUUUUCUCAGUAAUCUGGCAUUUAUAGAUGUCAACUAUUCUUCAAGCAUUACACCCAAGAUGUUGGUGUCUCUUUUAACAGAAAGGAAAAGCAUUGGAUUCUCUGCAUGUGCAGCUCAAAUGUUUGUAUUUGUUAUAUGUGGAAGCACUGAAUGCCUUCUUCUGGCUGUGAUGGCCUUUGAUCGGUAUGUGGCUAUUUGUUACCCCCUGCGUUAUUCAGUGAUCAUGUCAGGAAAAACCUGUGUCUGGUUGGUAGCCAUUUCAUAUUUCCUUGGCAUUUUCUAUGCAGUUUUACACACCACACUUACUUUUUCUUUAUCCUUUUGUGGAUCAAAGGUGAUCAAUCAUUACUACUGUGACAUUCCCCCACUCUUAAAGCUUUCUUGCUCUGAUAUUCACACCAAUGAGACAGUAGUAUUUGCACAAGUGAGUAUAAACUGUGUAGGCACUACAGUAACCAUAUUGCUCUCAUAUGCCUGUAUCUUAGUCACCAUUUUAAAAAUCCGUUCUACAGAGAGAGCACGCAAGGCCUUUUCUACCUGUUCUUCUCACCUGAUUGUUGUCAGCUUAUUCUAUGGGACGAUCUUCUACAUGUAUUUACGGCCCAGCUCCACGUAUGCAUUGGAACAAGACAAAGUGGCAUCUUUAUUCUACACAGUGGUAAUUCCCAUGUUGAAUCCCGUCAUCUACAGCCUGAGGAACAAAGAAGUGAGGGAGGCAUUUUGGAGAAAGUUUAGGAAGACAGAGUAA